AAUCAGAGCUGUCAGUAGAACUAACAAGGUUUUGUUGAUCUCUGUCAAAGUCUGCUUCAAUCCAAAGGAAACACGUUUUUUAUUCUACCAAAAGAAUUGUGGCCCCCCUUGCCAUUGCGGAUGUCUGGCGUCAUUUUAAGGAACCAUGUUCCCUGUUUCGGCCAAAACAGGUGAUGUGCACCUAGUAGUUUCCAGGUUCCAACGCCUCGCGAUAAAUCUCUCUAUAUGCGUGGCCACGAGAUGUCGACGGAACGGAGCGCCGUGUCUCGUGUCGCAACGCCGCCGUUCAUCGCCUACGCUGCGAGAGCGUCGCCGGGGAAGCAUCCAUGGCUUCUCCUUGCUUCUUCCGCUUAUCCCUCCCUCUGCCCCUCUUUCCUCUCCUCACGAGAAAUGUGCCGAUGGUGGCAAUCCAUUCUUUUGCACCUUGCCGGUCUAUGCAUCGGCGUUUGCUAUCCAGUGCCAUGAUUCCGCGACCAAAUCAUUUGAGUUGCAUUAGGUCGAUGGCAUCCAAUGUGAGUGCUGAAGAAGCCGGCGUGCCGAGAUCUGUCCCCGUGGCCGUCGCCCAUGAGCUCCUCAAAGCGGGACAUCGCUACCUCGAUGUCAGGACGGAAGGGGAAUUCAGUAGCGGGCAUGCAGUGGGAGCUGUUAACAUUCCUUACAUGUUCAAGUCUAACUCAGGAAUGUCAAAGAACCCAAACUUUAUGCAGGAAGUGUUAUCAACUUUCAAAAAGGAUGAUGAGAUAAUUGUUGGUUGUUUAAGUGGAAAACGGUCAUCUAUGGCUGCAACUGAACUUUCAAAUGCUGGUUUUACUGGCAUCACAGAUAUUUCUGGUGGUUAUUCAGCAUGGGUGGAGAAUGGACUUCCAACAGAGAAAUAAUUGAAUCAGAAUGGCCAAUGUGCUUCCAACUAAUAGAUGAGGUAUGGCUGCAACGUGAACGAGGAUUGCUUCUAUGAGAAGGUUUAAUCUGCAUGAGACACUGCAUCCUUGCAUUGUUUGGGAUCUAAAACCUCUGUCCCUAAUUAAUUAUUCCUCAUGGCUUUGGAUUGCUUUUGUUAUCCUACCAGCAACUCAAUCAAUCAAGUUAAAUAUGCUCUUCGACGUCA
Molecule: messenger RNA, 1105 nt
Organism: Musa acuminata AAA Group (dessert banana)
Lineage: Eukaryota; Viridiplantae; Streptophyta; Magnoliopsida; Zingiberales; Musaceae
Product: thiosulfate sulfurtransferase 16, chloroplastic-like
Exons: 8
Coding region: 327-878 (183 amino acids)
Source: RefSeq, a predicted model, not a curated record